Messenger RNA from Eurypyga helias (sunbittern), 318 nucleotides. Its product is annotated as MICOS complex subunit MIC19-like. The transcript has 3 exons. NCBI's taxonomy places the organism in Eukaryota, Metazoa, Chordata, Aves, Eurypygiformes, Eurypygidae. Gene Ontology annotation, biological process: inner mitochondrial membrane organization. The annotation marks the transcript as partial. The record is from RefSeq and is a predicted model, not a curated record. Gene Ontology annotation, cellular component: mitochondrion; MICOS complex.
CUGUCUGACAGUGUCAUUGAUCGUAUGAAGGAACCGUCUUCACCCAGCGGAAGACCGCAGUCUCAGCACCGAUCAGCGUCUGGUGCAGUUAAUGAUGAAGAACUAAAGAAAAGAAUAGCUGAAGAACUGGCAUUAGAACGAGCCAGGAGAGACUCUGAAGCUCAAAAGAGAAGAUUGAAACAAGAACAAAUGUAUGUACGCGAUGAGUUUGGCAAACUUCUGGAACGAGAAAGGAUUUCCUCAAACGAACAUUUGACUCGAGCCAUUCUUCGAGAGAGAGCUGCCACAGAGGAGGAGCGUCAGAAGGCACAGCGAUUU